GCUCGACAAGCAAUGCUCUGCCACACUUGAACUUUUCUGAUGAAGUACCUCGUUGUGCCUGCCGCGGUGGCUGCGCUGGCAAACACACUCGGUGCCCAAAAGAUAAACGGAUGGUACCCUUGCAACCUCCGCACGUUUGCCACACCUGCGCCGGCCCCUUCGCCGACAUCGUCUGGCCAGGCCAACAAUGUCGAGUCUCUGACCUUGCGUGGAUGGCGAUUUGACGACCAGAACCCUGCAAACGCCAUCUUUCGUUCCCUGAUAGUGAAUCCCGCGACAGAUAUCUCCAUCACGUUGGGUGCGGCUGCCGCGACAAGUGCUGAAUGUGCUGAGAUCACGAUGCCACUGUGCCAUGAAGGAAUUUGCGCCUCCAACGGUACAAUCAAUGUGUUUGUCAAGCGAAUGCGAGCCGCUCGUGGUCGCAGCAAUGCCAGCGCCAAGUCUCUUUGGGUGCUUCAAGGCGGCCCUGGCGCGUCCUCCGUCAAUAUGGAAGGGAUCAUGGCCGCGCUGUACGACGCCCCAGGCUCGUACUUGGGCGGAGCCGUCGAUGUGUACACGAUGGACCAUCGAGGCACUGGCCGAAGUGGAUUGUUGUCGUGUGUGGCAUCUCAAGUCGAGACGUCCGGGAGCCCGACCAAGGGCAGCGUGAACUCGCAGAGUUUCCCCGCCUGCAUCCAAGAUGUCAACACACAGCUGGGUGACGAUGCCGAUGUCAACUUGCUCAAGGCGUAUUCGACCACAAGCGCCGCCACCGACUUGUCGAACCUCAUUUCGCUCUUCGGCACGACGGGAGGCGAAACCACCGUGUACGGCGUCAGCUACGGCACUUACCUCGUCCAGCGACUCAUGCAGCUUGGAAACCCCAACGUGAAGGGGUAUGUGCUCGACGGGGUUGUCUCUCAGAGCGGGUCCAAGGUUGGCGAAAAGCUGUCGUUUGCCGACUGGUCUGUCAACAUGAACGAAAUCGGCCAAACUUUCUUGGCGCAGUGUGGAAAGGACGCGUUCUGUAGCGCUAAAUUCAGCACCUCCACCAUCCAAGACACCCUCAAGAGCAUCUAUACGUCGCUGGAUGCAAAGCCUAAAGGCACGGCAUGCGGGGCCUUCCUGCAAUCGCUGAGUUCCAUGCCGCCGUCAUACUUGCUUCGCCAGCUCUUUGGCCAGCUCUUGCAAUCGCAGGCCGUACGCAGUUUCAUUCCGGUCCUCAUCUACCGCAUCAACCGAUGCAACUCGAACGAUGCGACCGCUGUCUCGAACUUCAUCACGGCGUAUUACAACAUCAUAGGCGCCUCCGAUGAGUCGGAUGCGUUGGACUCGAGCAUGCUGUACAACCUCGUGGCGCUCUCGGAGCUUUUCACGUUCCCAACGCCGACCCGCGCAACGCUGCAACAGCGAUUUAUCAACACAUCGAUUGCAUCCGACACGUCCAACCUGGUGACCAUGUACUGCCUGGCCAGCGGGGGCAAGGACCCUGGCUGUGCGUCCGAGCGGGUCGCUCCGUCCAAGUACCGGUUCAUCUACCCCACGGAUAAGUACUUUGACGUUCCAAUUACGAUCCCGGCUGGCACGUCCGUCCUCCUCAUGAGCGGGCUCCUCGACCCACAGACGCCCCCCAAGUUUGCCAAGUAUCAGCUCAACAGCUUCGUCGGGACGGCCAAGAAAUUGAUCGAGUUCCCCACGUCUGCCCACGGAACGAUCCUAAACACACCCGUCACGCUGCAGGUACACUUCCAUCGUCCCUUUUGCGCUUGACGGUGGUCUGGUGUUGCAGAACAAGGUCCCGUGCGGGACGACGAUUGUCAGCAGCUUCGUCGUGGCUGGGCUCGAUAGUUUGGACGUGACGUGCUUGGAUUACUUGGCGCCGAUAGCAUUUACCGUCAAGUCGUCGUUGGGCCAGCGACUCAUGGAAACUGAUGACGUGUACGAUGGGACCCCGAACAAGACUAUUGCCCCGCGCAUUCCUUCCCCCUCGAGUACCGACGGCGUGCCAACUUCGCAUGCAGACAGCAGUAGCACGUGGCGAGGGGUCGCCAUUGCAGCUAUCGUCGUGGUUGUAGCGCUAGUCGUCGCGUUUGUGGUGGUUGUGGUGCGUCUGAGGCGCCAGGCCCGUGAGGCCAAGGAUGUUCCUGCGCCCGAGUACGUCCUCAACGACCAGGGGGCCGCAUAACCACUAAUUCACGCUCUUCCUCCUGAUAUGUCGACGUCGGCGCUGUCGCCAAC
This is a messenger RNA of Aphanomyces invadans, 2217 nucleotides long. RefSeq lists its product as hypothetical. NCBI's taxonomy places the organism in Eukaryota, Oomycota, Saprolegniomycetes, Saprolegniales, Verrucalvaceae. The record is from RefSeq and is a predicted model, not a curated record. The transcript is spliced from 6 exons. The coding region runs from base 40 to 1749 and encodes 569 amino acids.